AAAUGUUUUGAAAAUUAUUACAGCUUUGAAUUUUGACAGAUUAAACAUGUCAUGGCUAUUUGGUAUGAAUCAGCGACCAGAAGACUUUUCACAAUUUGUGCCACCAGCUAGUACUGUUGGUGGAGGAGGUCUUGAUGGAUCAGGUGACUUGGGAGAUGGCAAGAGAAAAAGCAGUGCAAUGGAAGCUUAUCGUUUUGAUUCUGCUGCUCUAGAGCGAGCUGAUAAAGCUGCCAAGGAUCUAGAAUCUUCAAUUUCAGACACUGGCUCGUAUGAAGUGGAUGGUACCAGUGAACGUGCCCAUCAACCAGACCAGGAUGAUGUGGGACCGUAAUAUGGACCGUAGUGCUCUGGAAGCUGGGGAGAAGGUGCUGGCAUUGGAGCCAAUUCAUGUGAAAGUCUGUAUGGCAAGUUGCUGUGACCUGAACAUGGUGUGGGGAAAGUUCUCAGGUGUAAGGUAUAAAACCCACACAUACGAACAGGAAAAGAAUGAGUGUAGAGUACACAGUAACCGGUUAAAGGGUUUAAAGUUAUAUUAGAAAUCCAGAGAGAUGAAUAUUUUAAUGGAAUGUAAAGGGGUGCAAAACAGUAAUCUUAUGUAAUAGCAAAGGUGUCUUUUAACUGCCGCAAGACCAUUUCUGAAACUGUCAUUCUGUCAAAAAAUAUUCAAAAAAAUAAAAAAAAAAUUAUUUUUUCUUAACAAAAGGUUAGGAUUAUUUUGCUGCAUAGCCCUUGUGGUUUAGUGCUUCUUUUUUAUUAUAAUAAUAAUAAUAAUAUUA
Cherax quadricarinatus is the source of this 776-nucleotide messenger RNA. The record is from RefSeq and is a predicted model, not a curated record. NCBI's taxonomy places the organism in Eukaryota, Metazoa, Arthropoda, Malacostraca, Decapoda, Parastacidae.